AUGAGGGAGGCAGCGCUGGCUCUCCUGGGCAUUUCAGGCAGCGUGGCCAAGCCGCCUUCUACGAGGUAUAAAGGUCCUCUGUUAGAGGAAGAAGUGCUCAGCAAAGCAAUAGAAAAUGGAUUAUCUUCACCUGAAUUUUCUGAGCUUUGUAUUUGGUUAAGUUCCCAAAUAAAAUCAGUGUGUGAUCUGGAAGAAAGCAUCACUUCAACAGCUGGUGGGGAAGAUGUUGAAAGCUUCCAGCUUGAGAUUAGUGGUUUUUUAAAAGAAAUGGCUUGUCCUUAUUCAACACUUGUGUCUGGAGACAUUAAAGACAGGUUAAAAAAGAAAGAGGAUUGUCUUAAACUCCUGUUAUUUUUAAGUACAGAGCUUCAAGCUUUACAGAUAUUGCACAGCAAGCAACUUAAAAGUUCUCAUUUGGAAAAGAAUAAUGAAAUGUAUCAGGAAGUACAAACUAUUUGUGACUCGCUGGGCCUAUCAAAGUCAUCAUCUUCUGAUAGUCCUCUUUUGUUAAGCAAUGUGGAAUCAAAGAUCAAGGACAUUCUUUUGAAAGUAAAAAAUACUCACGUGGGGAAACCACUAUUAACAACACCUUUGAAUCCUGAUCAAACGGAAAGAUUGGAAAAAAUCAAUGAUGUCCUCUGCAGUGAAUAUGAAUGUCGUCGUCGGAUGUUAAUGAAGCGUCUAGAUGUGACAGUACAAUCCUUUGGAUGGUCUGAUAGAGCAAAGGUUAAAACAGAUGACAUAGCAAGAAUUUAUCAGCCUAAGCGUUAUGCACUAUCUCCUAAAUCAACCAUUACAUUUGCCCAUCUCCUUGCUGCUCGAGAAGACUUCUCAAAGAUCAUUAGGACAAGCAGUGGAUCUACUCGAGAAAAAACAGCCUGUGCCAUCAAUAAGGUGCUGAUGGGGAGAGUGCCAGAUCGUGGAGGCAGACCCACUGAGAUUGAACCACCGCCUCCUGAAAUGCCCCCUUGGCAGAAGAGACAAGAAGGUGGUGGGCGGGGUAGCUGGGGGGGAGGAGGCCACAAGGCCGUAGGUAGAUUAGAGAGAAAAACAAAACAGUUUAUCGGAAUCCAGAAUUUAGUCCUAAAAUUAGAUGACUGGUUUAUUUUAACAAACAACCAGAUUCAGCAGGUUUUAUUUAAUUUGUUGGAUAAUCUCCAAAUAUGUGACAAUGGAUGCAACAACAUAGUUGAUUCUUUCAAUAUCUAG
Molecule: messenger RNA, 1209 nt
Organism: Pelodiscus sinensis (Chinese soft-shelled turtle)
Lineage: Eukaryota; Metazoa; Chordata; Testudines; Trionychidae
Source: RefSeq, a predicted model, not a curated record